ACUUAAUACUCAAUUGCAUUACAUUACAUACAUCAUAUUGAGCGAGCGAGCAAGUAAGCGAGCAAGCCAUAGAUAGGUAAGUAGGUAGGUAGGUAGGUAGGUACCUCUCGAACUUAGACAUGAUAGACCCCUUCCCCUUCACCCUCGCUAUCUUUCCUCGCCACACACACACACACACACACACACACACACACACACCUCAAUGUUCGAUGUUCAAUAUCCGAUAUCCGAAGCCCGAUUCAACGGACGACACAACACAAGACAACACGACACUGUAUUUAUCAUACACGCACGCUGACAGACCCAGAUCCAGACCCUGCAGCCCACGGCGCAGGCGGCGCAGCACAACACAACGCACAAGCGGAGACAGAACGGGAAAAAAACAACGCAUGCAAGCAAAGCAGGCAGGCAGGAAAGGGAAUAGAUAGCUAACUAACGCAUCAAGCAAAGCAACGGAAUGGAACGGCCCUGAAGGGACAGAGACAGAAAAAGGAAACCUUGAAACCUGCGG
Aspergillus heteromorphus CBS 117.55 is the source of this 511-nucleotide messenger RNA. RefSeq lists its product as uncharacterized. NCBI's taxonomy places the organism in Eukaryota, Fungi, Ascomycota, Eurotiomycetes, Eurotiales, Aspergillaceae. The record is from RefSeq and is a predicted model, not a curated record. The coding region runs from base 120 to 428 and encodes 102 amino acids. The transcript has a single exon.